This is a messenger RNA of Hyaloperonospora brassicae, 465 nucleotides long. Lineage: Eukaryota; Oomycota; Peronosporomycetes; Peronosporales; Peronosporaceae. The record is from the annotation of a GenBank genome assembly.
AUGGUAGUGCUGCAACAUACUGAGCUCGACCGCAUCUUAUGGGGCCCAGCGUCGCUAGUCGGUCGAUCGCGUUCCACCGAUGCCGCUGUCUACAUCCAGUUUGCCGUGGUGGGGUCGCUCGGUGUGGCUUGCACGAUCGACUACGACAAGCCAGAAUCGGCACGGCUGGCUGCAGCAGCGGCGGUGCAGUUGGUGUAUUUUCGUAGCACGGAGCUGUUUGUCCGCUUGGCGUUGUUCGUGUCUGCCGUAGUGCUCUACGGCGACGUCUUCAUACCGUUAUAUCACCUCUAUGAGACAGAAGGCGUCCAAGUGCUACCCGCACUGAAGCUGAUGCUGCACUGCGUCUGGAUGUGGAACAUGAUACGCAUCGUGUACACGAUUAUGCAGUCGAAGGCCAUCACACCCCGUGGACGGAACAAGCGUCUGACGUCAAGCGCCGUCAAACGGUCCUCCCACCAGCACUAG